CCCAAUUUGCUUCGAGCCAAUUUCCGCAGGGAACCUUUUGCGCUCUCACGGGAUCCUCCCAGCGAAAACCUCGCCGCCGCCGCCGCCGCUUCGGGCCCCAAACCCUAGGCAUGGCGUCCUCGAUACUCUCCGACUGCUCCUCCGCCCGCCUCCUCCCUCUCCGCCGCGCGCUCCUCCCGCAGCGGGUGCCCCGCAGCCGCCCCUGCCCCGCUCUAGCUUCCUCCAGGCGCCUCUUCGCCGCCGCCCGACCCCACCUGCUCCCGCGCCCGCCCCGCAUGGAUUCGGUCCCCCCCGCCGCCGCCUCUUCCGCCGAGUCAGCAACUGUCUCAGCCGAUGCAUCUGCCAAAGUGAUUGAUGGGAAGUUAGUGGCAAAGCAAGUAAGAGAGGAAAUAGCUGUUGAGGUCAGCAGGAUGAAGGACGCGAUCGGCAUAGUGCCUGGCCUGGCAGUCAUUCUUGUUGGAUCGAGGAAGGAUUCUCAAACUUAUGUGCGAAACAAGAAGAAAGCAUGUGAGGCGGUUGGUAUAAAGUCGUAUGAGGUCAACUUGCCAGAGGACAGCUCUGAGGAGGAGGUUAUCAAGCACAUAGCGAGCUUUAACAGUGACCCAUCUGUGCAUGGCAUCUUGGUUCAGCUGCCCUUACCUCGGCAUAUGAACGAUGAGAACAUUUUGAAUGCUGUCAGUAUUGAAAAGGACGUCGAUGGCUUUCAUCCCCUGAACAUUGGACGACUUGCAAUGCAAGGCCGAGAUCCAUUUUUUGUUCCUUGCACCCCAAAAGGAUGUAUGGAGUUGCUGCACAGAUAUGGAGUCGAAAUAAAAGGGAAGAGAGCUGUCGUAAUUGGAAGAAGCAAUAUUGUUGGAAUGCCUGCUGCUCUGUUGUUGCAAAAAGCAAAUGCAACUGUCAGCAUUGUGCAUUCACAAACUAAGAACCCUGAGGAAAUAACAAGACAGGCGGACAUAGUCAUUGCAGCUGUCGGAGUUGCAAACUUGGUCAGAGGGAAUUGGAUAAAACCUGGAGCAGCUAUUAUUGAUGUUGGCAUCAACCCAGUUGAUGACCCUGAGUGCCCUCGGGGUUAUAGGCUCGUCGGAGAUGUCUGUUAUGAGGAGGCCUCCAAGGUUGCUGGAGCUAUCACACCGGUUCCUGGUGGUGUUGGGCCGAUGACAAUUGCAAUGCUUUUGUCAAACACUCUUGAGUCUGCUAAAAGAAUCCACAAAUUUUAAAUAACUGCAGAAUCCAACAGAAAGAAGUUGGGGAUGUGCACCUAACAUUUGAUGUAGACUACAAGCUAAGGUUUUGCUCAACUGUUUUAUGCGCCUUCUGUUGGACCAGAAAAGUGCAACUGGAGCCCUAAAAAAAUAAUUUUUGACACACAUGAGAUUGUAUCCUGGCCUGGUACAGUAUUGUAUUUGAUAAUGUGACAUGGAACCAUAUUAUUCUUGUCACCUGUGGAAUUCAGGUGAAUCUGAGAUGUCAGUAAGUUGAGGUGCCAGUAAGCUGGGAUGAAAUUGCUGCAUGCAUCA
This is a messenger RNA of Panicum virgatum (switchgrass), 1517 nucleotides long. Its product is annotated as bifunctional protein FolD 4, chloroplastic-like. The transcript has 5 exons. Gene Ontology annotation, biological process: tetrahydrofolate interconversion. Gene Ontology annotation, molecular function: methenyltetrahydrofolate cyclohydrolase activity; methylenetetrahydrofolate dehydrogenase (NADP+) activity. The record is from RefSeq and is a predicted model, not a curated record. Lineage: Eukaryota; Viridiplantae; Streptophyta; Magnoliopsida; Poales; Poaceae. Gene Ontology annotation, cellular component: cytosol. Bases 111 to 1217 code for a protein of 368 amino acids.